Monopterus albus (swamp eel) is the source of this 3682-nucleotide messenger RNA. RefSeq names its product CPD photolyase (gene cpdp). Gene Ontology annotation, biological process: photoreactive repair. NCBI's taxonomy places the organism in Eukaryota, Metazoa, Chordata, Actinopteri, Synbranchiformes, Synbranchidae. Gene Ontology annotation, molecular function: deoxyribodipyrimidine photo-lyase activity. The record is from RefSeq and is a predicted model, not a curated record. The transcript is spliced from 10 exons.
AAACACACUGUUACAAAACGUAAAUACCAGCGCGAUCAUGUAACUGGUUCUAUACGGAAACACGAUACACGUUGAAGUGUUUUUCUGCCUCGGCUUCUGUUAACUACAGUUGUUUCGUGUCUCGUUUUUUACGAUUAGCUUCAGAUCUCCUUCCCCAGCUGAGCUGAGUCAAUCUUACUCCAAGUUUUAUUCAUUCACUGUAUGUUUCUUUGCAUCUCGAGGAGCUUAUCCUUCUCCUCUGCUCCGAAGCGUUUCGUGGAGCUCGUUGUCCCCAGUCACCAGAGGCCCAUCCCAGCACUCUUCUUCUUGAACAAGUUAUUCACCAGUGAAACCAUCAUGCCAAACCAAAAACGCAAGGCAACACCUGCUGCUGCUGCUGCUGCCACCAGCGAAGGGUCCAGCACCAAGCGGCAGAAGUUGGCCACCACGAAGAGAGACGAGGGCUGGCUGCAGGACCUUGUGAAGCAGCAGAGGUCAGAGAACAAGGAGCUGAAGUUCAAUCUGAAGCGCGUCCGUUUUAUAUCAGACACUGAAAAGUUAAAGCAGGGCUCAGAGGGUGUCUUGUACUGGAUGUCAAGAGACCAAAGAGUACAAGAUAACUGGGCGCUGAUCCACGCGCAGCAGCUUGCUGUGAAGGAGAGCCUUCCUCUGCAUGUGUGCCUCUGCCUGGUUGUCCCAAAAUCAGAGCUGUCCACACUGAGACAUUACAGCUUUAUGCUCAAAGGUCUGGAAGAAGUUGAAAAGGUACUAACUUAAUUAUCUUUGAAUGCACUGACUAAAGCCAUAAAUUCCAGGGAUGUUCUUCCUGGCUUUGUGUCAGACCGGAACCUUGGGGCAGUGGUGACGGACUUCUCCCCUCUCAGAGAGCCACUGCAGUGGUUGGAGGACAUUAAAAAGAGGCUUACCAAGGACAUUCCCCUCAUACAGGUUGAUGCUCAUAAUAUCGUUCCCUGCUGGGUGGCAUCACCUAAACUCGAGUACUCGGCCAGGACUAUCAGAGGCAAAAUUACCAGUCUUUUGCCAGAGUUCUUCACUGAUUUUCCUGUGGUAGAGAAGCAUCCUUACACAGCUACAAGGACUGCAAAGUCAAUAGACUGGGACAAAACCCUGGCCUCUCUGCAUGUCGACAGAACGGUAGGAGAGCCAGAGUGGGCUAAGCCAGGCGCCAAAGCAGGGAUGGCCAUGCUGGAGUCAUUUAUUGAUGCACGCCUUAAACUGUUUGGCACCAAACGCAAUGACCCAAAUGCUGCCGCCCUCAGCCAGCUCUCCCCCUGGAUCCGCUUUGGCCAGAUAUCAGCCCAGCGUGUGGCACUGCAAGUUAAUCAUAGUGGGAAGAACAGCAACACUCGUCAGACCGUUGCCUCCUUUAUUGAGGAGGUUGUGGUGCGCAGGGAGCUGACUGACAACUUCUGCUUCUACAACAAGAACUAUGACAGUAUCGAGGGUGCAUACGAGUGGGCUCAGAAGACCUUGAGAGAUCAUGCCAAGGACAAAAGGCCGUAUCUCUACACACGUCAGCAGCUGGAGAAUGCAAAGACGUACGACAAACUGUGGAACGCAGCUCAGUGCCAGAUGGUCACUGAGGGGAAAAUGCAUGGUUACUUGCGGAUGUACUGGGCCAAAAAGAUUCUUGAGUGGACCUCAUCACCAGAGGACGCACUCUCCAUCGCCCUGUACCUAAAUGAUCGUUAUGAGCUGGAUGGCCAGGAUCCUAAUGGCUUCGUCGGUUGUAUGUGGUCUAUUUGUGGCAUCCAUGACCAGGGCUGGAGAGAGAGACCUGUUUUUGGAAAGAUCCGCUACAUGAACUACAAAGGCUGUGCCAGGAAGUUUGACGUAGCACAAUUUGAGAGAAACUACUGCCCUAAAAACCUCUGAAGCAUAAAAGGUUUUCAAGGCCGUGAAAAAAUUCUUGACAGUCUACACUUUUACCUCUGGGAUCGUUGGUACAGGGUCUCUAGGAAGUGAUAGUCUUUACUUUGUUUUUUGCUGCUUUAUUUUGUAUUAUCUCACACUUUUUAAAUUUUACUUCCUUUUAAUGGAAGUAAAUCCUUGCAAAAACAUUUGAGGGGGCACUAACCACCUUUCAAGCACUAUUCAGUUUGUAACGCAGCAUGUGAGCAUGUGCAGGCAUAGAUUUGUAAGCACAGAAUCAGAUUUGAGAGCGUAGUCACGGCCAUGCAUUGCACUUGUUUCUUAAUCUGCUUUCAGAUCUCUCCACUGUUUUGUGUGAAAAUCUGUCCAUUCCAAAAGGUUUGAAAGUGCAAGAAAACAGUUUCAAGUGGUAGUCAAUUUGCAAACCAGAAUUUAUGAGUGCAGAGGCACAGAUUUUUAAGAACAGGUUCAGAUUUUAGAACAAGGGAGCAUCCCUGCUCCUCACUCAAAUGAUCUGUUACGCUAACAAUUCUGUCCUCCCUUGCUUUCAAAUCUGCCCAUGCACUCUCUGAUUGUGACCUGCAAAAUGAAAGGUGCUUGAAAUUUGUUUUGGCGCCAACAUUUACAAAUCAGUGUUUGCAUAAUCUCAAAUGUUAAAUUACAAACUGAGUAAUGUUCAAAAUGUGGGUAAUGUGCCCUCAAACAUUUCGGCCAGGAUUUACUUCCCUAUCAUUUAUCAGGAUAUGCAGGAUAUGGUGCCUUUAAAUAAAUCUCUUUAUGUAACAGCCCUGUAAAGGGGGUAUUUAUGUAAGACAUACAUGGACACAGACUUUUCUCAGAUUAUGUGUGUAAUGACUGAAGUGAGGGAACAAUGUGUCCUUUUGCAUAUCUUAACAGCUCUAGUCUCCCCCUGCUGGAAUCCUCCAGUAACUACACCCACCUAGCCACAUGUUACAGUAUAGCCACACAGUACUGUUACCUACAAGCCACUGUGACAAAUCAGUGACUUUCAAAAUAACCAAAUCAGCAAACAGAUGUUUAAAUACAGGUCAGCAUAAACUAUCGACAAAUGGAUGACAGAACUAAUUAUAUUAGAGAAACUUGUAUGUCCUUUAAUCUAAAUAAGUGAAAAGGCCAAAUAUGUGCUGGGGUAUAUUACAGCUGCAACUGUGGUUUUAUUGAGUAAUAAUGUAGUUAAACACAAACAAAGUUCACUUCUACUCAGCCUAAUUAACUGCACCCUCAGUGGUGAGAAAAACGUCUCUACAGGUAAGCGUACACUUAACAUGGUUCCACAUAUUACAAUGUAAAGCCUUUAUCCGUGGGCUCUUUUGCUAGCUUAUUUUAGGGGAGAUGUUCUAAUUAGUUGAAACCAGUCAGCAUACGGUUAUAGGCAAUAAGAAUAUAAUGUAAAUAUAUUUUACAGUAAUUUAUUGGGCUGAGGUCCUCAGCACAGUUUGUCAUACUGGCUAUUUGCCUUUACUUGUUGUUGAUCAAAAUGACUGGAUGAGAAACAGGACUGAUUCCUUUUUAUAGACCAGAACUGAGUUUUCAAAAGUGAGUUAUUUUCCUAGAGGAAAUAAGGAUACACAUCACACAUUAUGUUAAAUACAAAGCUAUCAUGUUGGAGUGCUGUUAGGGUGAUUUUUAUUUUUUAAGUAGAUAUGAAUAGAAUUAGUUAAGGUUUUUAUUUUAUAGCAUACAUAAGUCUAUAUGCUUUAAUCCUACAGUUAUGUUCAUGUAGUUACAUAUCACCCUAUGUGUUCACUAAAUCACUGGUCAAUAUUUACUGUGUUAGCCAACUGGAGCA